AUGGUGUCUGCUAUUCUGGUAAUGAAAUCAAACGAAUGUCCCGGCAGUAUCGAAUUCGGCGAAUCUGUCCCACGAGGCAAACGAAAGCCGGGGUGGACGAUGGGCGGCUGCGGCAAUCGAGGCGCUCAACAGGCAGCGAAGCCUGUCACGGUCACCGUACCUCGUCCCAUCCGACGCGCAAAAUCGGCACCAGCUCCUGGAGAUUCGAUUUCGGAGGGUUCGGGAGAUGGAAAUGCGCUUCGUGCGGUCGUCGUUAAAGAGCCGGAGAUCUGGAGGCGAUCUUCACGUGCACCGGAGCUUCGCAGCCAACCACGCGUCGCUACCCGGGCUUUAGCCGCUGCUAUUGUCUCUAUUCGCUGCAAGCCAAUUGAUGUCGCCAUGAAUAGUUUCAAACUUCACGUUGCCGCCGAGACUCUCCUUGAGGAUACCCAUCCGGCUAUUGUUGCGUCCCUUGCGCAGCGGGUCGAGGCCAUUAGUGCUGAGCUGAAGCUCGCUCUCUACUAUUAG
Messenger RNA from Trichoderma gamsii, 507 nucleotides. RefSeq lists its product as hypothetical. The record is from RefSeq and is a predicted model, not a curated record. Lineage: Eukaryota; Fungi; Ascomycota; Sordariomycetes; Hypocreales; Hypocreaceae. The transcript has 3 exons. The coding region runs from base 1 to 507 and encodes 168 amino acids.